AAAAAGGGCGGCAGAGUUCAAGCCUGGAUACUUCUUGGAGGCGGCCACAGCUUCAGCACCAUGGAGAGUAGCCGGCUCUGUCUUCUCACUCUCAUGAGCGCCGCUCUGCUCAUCUCUUCCAACUGCCAAGAAUCCGAGCUGCAAGCCAGGUCCCUGGACCACUACUCGGGUAAAGACGACUCCUCUCAAGAAAAGGAACUGAUUGAAGCCUUGCAGGAAGUCCUGGAAAAAUUGAAGAGCAAACGGAUGCCAACCUACGAGAAAAAGUUCGGAAUGGUCCCGAUGUGUGAUGCUGGGGAACAAUGUGCCGUGAGGAAAGGGGCCAGAAUUGGAAAACUCUGUGACUGUCCCAGAGGAACCUUCUGCAACUCAUUCCUCUUGAAGUGUUUGUAGAGAGCAAAGGCCAAAUCUGCGCAUUUGCAACACAUCCUUGUUACGACAGUAUAUAAUUACUUGAAAUUAAUCUGGCCUAUAAAACAUAAUCUAUUUACCAAAAAACAAAGAAUAGUGAAAUGCAUUGACAUGCAAUUCUACAGUCUUGUAGAUCUAGUGUGGGGGAUAGUAAAUCAUGUUUCCACUGUUGCUAUGGCACUGUUGUGUACAAUUGUGUCUUUUUACUUAUGGUUAAAAAAAGUUGUUUCUGCCUGUGCCGGUUAAUGAGUUCCAGAUAUUUCACAAAAUGCUAAAUGUUUAACUUUCAGUCACAGAAUGGCGUGACGCAUUUAUAAUACUGUAUUUUUGUAUUUAAAAUGCAUUAAACCUACUAAUAAAAUCA
Leucoraja erinaceus (little skate) is the source of this 775-nucleotide messenger RNA. Its product is annotated as cocaine- and amphetamine-regulated transcript protein. The record is from RefSeq and is a predicted model, not a curated record. Gene Ontology annotation, molecular function: neuropeptide hormone activity. Gene Ontology annotation, biological process: cellular response to starvation; adult feeding behavior; negative regulation of appetite. NCBI's taxonomy places the organism in Eukaryota, Metazoa, Chordata, Chondrichthyes, Rajiformes, Rajidae. The coding region runs from base 61 to 393 and encodes 110 amino acids. The transcript has 3 exons.